GAAAUGUGAGCAGAGCUGAUGGAAGCUGAUAGGCAGGGCUGAAGUGUUAGCACCAGUACUGGAUGUGACAGCAGGCAGAGGAGCACUUAGCAGCUUAUUCAGUGUCCGAUUCAGAUUGCGGCAAGGAUCCAAGCAUGGAAUGCUGCCGUUGGGCAACUGCUGGCACCUUGCUUCUGGCGUCUCUGCUCCUGAGUUCCAGAACAGCUCGAUCUGAAGAAGACCGAGAUACACUGUGGGAUGCCUGGGGUUCAUGGAGCGAAUGUUCACGCACUUGUGGAGGAGGGGCUUCCUAUUCACUCAGACGCUGCCUGAGCAGCAAGAGCUGUGAAGGGCGAAAUAUUAGAUACAGAACAUGCAGCAAUGUGGACUGCCCUCCAGAAGCUGGUGAUUUUCGGGCCCAGCAGUGUUCUGCUCAUAAUGAUGUCAAGUACCAGGGACAGUUUUAUGAAUGGCUUCCUGUCUCGAAUGACCCUGACAACCCAUGUUCACUGAAGUGCCAGGCCAAAGGGACAACCCUUGUUGUGGAACUGGCUCCCAAGGUUCUUGACGGCACGCGAUGCUACACUGAGUCACUGGAUAUGUGCAUUAGCGGCUUGUGCCAAAUCGUUGGCUGUGAUCACCAGCUGGGAAGCACUGUCAAGGAAGAUAACUGUGGGGUCUGCAAUGGCGAUGGGUCCACCUGCCGGCUGGUUCGAGGCCAGUUUAAAUCCCAGCUCUCAGCAAAUAAACCGGAAGAUACUGUUGUCGCUGUUCCCUAUGGAAGUAGGCAUGUUCGUCUAGUGUUGAAAGGACCUGAUCACUUACAUUUGGAAACCAAGACUCUGCAAGGCGUGAAGGGAGAAAACAGCCUCAGCUCUACAGGCUCUUUCCUGGUGGACAAUUCUAGCGUUGACUUCCAGAAGUUUCCGGACAAGGAGAUACUGAGAAUGUCUGGGCCUCUCAGUGCAGACUUCACAGUCAAGGUCCGCUAUGCUGGUGCUGCUGACAGCGCGGUUCAGUUUAUCUUCUAUCAACCCAUCAUUCACCGAUGGAGGGAAACUGAUUUCUUUCCUUGUUCCGCAUCUUGUGGAGGAGGUUACCAGCUGACAUCUGCUGAAUGUUAUGAUCUGAGAAGCAGCCGGGUGGUGGCUGAUCAAUACUGUCACUACUACCCUGAAAACAUCAAGCCAAAGCCAAAACUUCAGGAGUGCAACUUGGACCCUUGUCCUGCCAGUGAUGGAUACAAGCAGAUCAUGCCCUAUGACCUCUACCAUCCCCUUCCUCGAUGGGAGAGUACUCCAUGGACAGCGUGCUCCUCCUCGUGUGGAGGGGGCAUUCAGAGCCGCACAGUCUCUUGUGUGGAGGAAGACAUUCAGGGGCACAUCAGCCCUGUGGAGGAGUGGAAGUGCAUGUACACGCCAAAGAUGCCCAUUGUCCAGCCCUGUAACAUAUUUGACUGCCCAAAAUGGCUGGCCCAGGAGUGGUCUCCGUGCACUGUAACGUGUGGCCAGGGGCUGAGAUACCGUGUGGUGCUCUGCAUUGAUCACAGAGGGAUGCAUACAGGAGGCUGCAGCCCUAAAACAAAGCCUCAUAUAAAAGAAGAAUGCAUUGUUCCCACUCCUUGCUACAAACCCAAAGAGAAACUUCCUGUGGAAGCUAAACUGCCAUGGUACAAGCAGGCACAAGAGCUGGAAGAAGGAGCAAUGGUGUCUGAAGAACCAUCGUUUAUUCCUGAGGCCUGGUCUGCCUGUAGUGUCACAUGUGGGGUGGGCAGCCAGGUGCGGCCAGUGAAAUGUCAGGUGCUCCUGUCUUUCUCUCAGUCUGUGGCUGACCUGCCAAUUGACGAAUGUGAAGGUCCCAAACCUGCAUCACAACGAGCCUGUUACGGCGGCCCCUGCAGUGGGGAGGCUGCUGAAUCUAACCCUGAGGAAACCGAACUGAUCUAUGGGGGCCUCCAGGAUUUUGAUGAACUCUAUGACUGGGAAUACGAGGGCUUUACGGAAUGCUCAGAAUCCUGUGGAGGAGGUGUCCAAGAGGCUGUCGUGACGUGCUUGAACAAACAGACAAGAGAGAUUGCAGACGAAACUCUGUGUGUGACCAGCCGCCGUCCUCCACAGCUACUGAAAGCCUGUAAUCUGGAGCCCUGCCCCCCAAGGUGGGAGAUUGGGAAAUGGAGCUCCUGCAGUCUCACCUGUGGAGUUGGUCUGCAGACUCGAGAUGUCUUCUGCUCUCACCUCCUCUCAAGAGAGACAAAUGAGACGGUAAUUUCGGCAGAUGAGCUGUGUCAUAAACCCAAGCCCACCUUAGUGCAAGCCUGCAAUCGCUUUGACUGCCCACCAUCCUGGUACCCUACACAAUGGCAACAGUGUUCACAGACAUGUGGAGCAGGCACUGAGAAGCGAGAUGUGCUCUGUAAGCAGCGCAUGGCAGAUGGAAGUUUUUUGGAGCUUCCAGAAACCUUCUGCUCCACUCCGAGGCCAGUUUCCCAACAAGCCUGCAAAAACAAAGACUGUCCCAGUGAAUGGCUUCUUUCUGACUGGACACAGUGUUCAGUGAGCUGUGGAGAGGGCACCCAGACUCGAAAUGCCAUUUGCAGGAAGAUGCUGAAAACUGGAGGUUCUGUCAUCAUCAAUUCCUCAAUGUGCCCACCUUUGCCUCUCUCUUCUUUAGUCAGGUCCUGUGCACUAACUGCUUGCACAAGGCACAACAGGCCGGCUCAAAAGCAAAGCCCCCAUAUUAUGGCCCUGAAGAAUGUUUACAUCCAGACAAAGAAGCAGAAGAAGCUACACUUUAUUGUGGGUGGCUAUGCCUACCUACUGCCCAAAACUUCUGUUGUCCUCCGAUGUCCGGUGAGAAGGUUCCGUAAAUCAAUGAUCACCUGGGAGAAGGACAACAAGCGACUCCUCAGCUCAGUUCACAUUACCAUUGCACCGUACGGGUACAUAAAGAUCCACCGUUUAAAGCCUUCGGAUGCUGGCACGUACACCUGCAUAGCAGGGCCAGCCCGGGAACAUUUUGUGAUUAAACUAAUUGGAGGCAACAAUAAAAUCAUCAUCAACCAACCAGCUGGGAUUAGAGAGGAAGAAGGUACACGGAAGUCCAGUUUGAAUGAAGCCUUGCACACUCAGGAGAAGCAUCAGAAUGGGAUUCUCUUCAACAGGAGCAAGGCCGAGAAACGAGGGCAUUUGGCUGAUCCUAGCAGCCAGUAUGAUGACAUUGUCUCAAGACUUCUGGAGCAGAGAGGCUGGCCUGUGGAAAACCUGGAAUCCUGGGAGGCUCAGGAGUCAACAGAGAGAAAUGCCUCUUCAGAGGAGGAGCAGAGUCAGGAGUACAGCCUUCCAUUUACCAUGGUCACGGAGCAGAAACGCUUGGAUGACAUCAUAAGGAAUUUGUCUCAGCAGCCUGAGGAACUUAAGGAUGUCUACAGCAAGCAGCUUGUUGUGCAGCUAGCUGAUGACAUCUUCAAGAGCCAUUUGGAAAAUCAAGAAUCUGUUUUCAAAGUCCAGGGGAGAAGAAUUGGUUCAGCUAUGGCAGAGUUCCCUUUCCGCAAACAGGUGUCUGGAUUCACCAGUUCCUUGAGAACGUCGUCUGCCGAAGCACAUCUGCCAACUUCAGUGGAGCUGGGGAAUGGCUCACGCAGGCCCCAUCGAAAGCCUGCAAUCCUCAGGAAGAUUUCUGCAGCUCAGCAGCUCUCAGCCUCUGAAGUUGUCACUCACUUGGGACAGACGGUCGUCUUAGCCAGCGGGACCCUAAGUGUGCUGCUUCACUGUGAGGCUGUUGGGAACCCAAAGCCCACCAUUAGCUGGGCUAAAAAUGGAGCAGAGGUGCAAUACAAUGACAGGAUACUCCUUCAGCCAGAUGACUCUUUGCAGAUUUUAGCGCCAGUGGAAGCUGAUGUGGGUUUCUACACCUGCAAUGCAACUAAUGCUUUGGGAUCUGACUCUGUCUCCAUUGCGGUCACUUUAGCAGGAAAACCACUGAUCAAAGCAUCAAGAGCUACGCUGAUCAACACAGAGUCCUCCGCUGUCACAGUUGACAUUGGAAGCACAGUGAAAACAAUCCCAGGUGCAAAUGUUACCAUUAGCUGCCAAGUUGCAGGUGUACCUGAAGCAGAAGUUACUUGGUUGAGGAAUAGGAUCAAGCUGGCCCCUGCCUAUCAUCUGCAUGAUGGCUCAUUGCUGAUUGCAAAUGUAACUCUGUCUGAUCAGGGGUUAUACUCCUGCAAGGCAGCCAAUCUUCGUGGAGAGGUGACUGAAAGCACACAGCUGCUGAUUCUUGACCCCCCACAAACCCUCCUUCAAUUAGAAGACUUGACAACAAUGCUUUUAAUCUCGGGGCCGGAUAUUCCCUCAGUGCUGACCUCUCCUUCAGGAACAAGGUUGGCGCUAAAUCCUGGAAGUUCUGUCCUCAUCGGUUGCCCAGUGGAUGGUCAUCCAGCUCCAAACAUCACUUGGUUUUAUGCUGGUCAACCCAUCAACAUGAGACACAACAUCCUGGCAGCUGGUCAGAUUCUUCAGCUACUAAACAUCAGUGAUGGUUAUCAGGGUGAAUUCAGCUGCCUGGCUCAGAAUGAAGCUGGCUCACUUAUGCAAAAAACAUCUCUGACAAUCCGAGAAUAUUGGUGGUCAGCGGACAGACUGAUGGCAUGUUCGGCCUCCUGUGGUAACAGGGGAGUGCAGCAACCGCAACUGAGGUGCUUACUGGAUGGGACUGAGGUCAACACAUCCCACUGUAUAGAGAAGCCCAAGCCAGUGCUACAGCCUGUUGCUUGUAACAGAAGAGACUGCCCUUCAAGGUGGAUGGUGACAUCCUGGUCCCUUUGUACACGGAGCUGUGGUGGAGGGGUCCAGACCCGGCGAGUGACUUGUCAGAGGUUGACCGCUAUGGGCAGUUCCGUCCCCAUGUCAAAUGAGGCAUGUGCCCAGGUUGCCAAACGCCCAGUGGAUACCCAGAUCUGUAACAGGCAGCUGUGCAUGGAGUGGGUGGCCUCCUCCUGGGGUCAGUGUAAUGGGCCAUGCAUCGGACCGCGACUAGCUGUACAGCACAGACAGAUUUUCUGCCAGACCAGGGAUGGGAAUUCCGUGUCUUCUGACCAGUGCAGUGCCCUGCCAAGGCCUUUGAGCACACAGAACUGCUGGACAGACAUCUGUGGUGUGCACUGGAGGGUCAGUCUGUGGACCCUGUGUACAGCUACGUGUGGGAACUACGGCUUCCAGUCCAGGCGAGUGGAAUGCGUGCAUGUCCGCACCAACAAACCUGUGCAGGAGCACUACUGUUCCUGGAGGCCAAGACCUGCGAACUGGCAACGCUGCAACAUCACCCCCUGCGAAAACAUGGAAUGCAGAGACACCACCAGGUACUGUGAGAAGGUGAAGCAGCUCAAACUCUGCCAGCUCACCCAGUUCAAAUCUCGCUGCUGUGGGACUUGUGGAAAAGCAUGAAGAUGAGAGCAAUUGAGAUAGGGGAUCAGAGGCAUCAGCCUUUGCUUCACUACAGGAAGGACUGUUACAAAACAAAUUGGACAGAAUUCAGUUUUCUUCAUUUUAUUUAUUUAUUUUUAUUUUAUUUUUUUUAACUUUACUGAAUCGUUGUUGUAAAGGACUUGGCAAGUUUUCCCUUCAGUGAGACUGGGAGAUGGAAUGCAGCAAAGCACAGUUGUGGUGGGAGACCAAAAAGAAAGAGAAGACAAGCAACAUGUCAGGCCUGAGUGGAACAGAGCUGUCUAGGAAUCCUUUUAUAGGCCUUGCAAUACACAUCAACCAGCAGAUGGGCGGAAAACACCAAAGCAAAAACUCCCAUUAGCAGCAGAUCAGACCACCAGGGCAUGGAUCAAACAGCUUGACAGAUCAUGGGCUACUGAAAAAAGGGAUUGAACUAAAAAUUCAGCUAAGCAAUGGGCAGAGACAUCGUUUGCCCUAGAAGGGUUUGUUAACAUAAGCAUGUGGUUUUAGUUUUUUAAAAUUGCUGUCCUAAAGCUGUGUUCCUGUUCUCUCUCUGUCCCUCUCUCUCUCUCUCUCUCAUGCUAAGAACUUAGGAUCUGAAAAGGAGGUUAAACAUUGUGCUGAAGCAUUAAUGAGUUUAAAAUGCAUCUAAAUAAGUGCACCAAGUUUUUUUCCCUCAACAUGAAAAAAUGAAGUACAGUAUUAUGCAGAAAAGGAAAGUGAGUGACAGAAUGAUCUGCUAUUGACAGACUGCCGUGCAUACCUGCCAUCACAGCUCUGUGCAGAGCACUUAUAGGAGGGGCUUUAUAUAUAUUUGUGGCAACAAGAGCUACUUACCAUGCUGCAUCUUAACAUGAUUAAAAUGUAUCUGGGGAAGAGAGAAGCCUGAGAUCCCAGAGUUAUUGGGCUUUCAGAUCUGGGCUUUUGGUCUAUUUCUAACUUUAGAUUUGUAGAAAUCAUUUCUAUGUCCUGCCAGUGUGGAAUUUUUCUCUCAUUACAGCCAAAUCCUCCAGUGAUAAUUAUUAAUUUAUCAAGAAGGAGAACACAGCUGCUCUGAUUUGUUAUAGUUCUUUCUGUCACGUAGACAUACAGAAUGCUGCAUCAUCAGCUUUGUCCCCAAAGUGGUCGCACAAAUUCCUAAAAGACUCACAAAAAAGGUGGAUGCUAGAAAGUGAAGCAAUCUAUGAAUAGAACUCUGCAGUCAGAGGUGAUCUGAGAAGUAAGAGUCAAAUUUCACAAUUAUAACAUGAUUUUGCCUGCUCAUUGUGAUUCUCUCGCCUAAUUGCAUCGAUAAUCAAAAAUUAAGUGCUUCAUCCUUCAAGAUGCUGGGCAUCCUCAAGUCAGUGGAAAUCCAGGUUGCUCAGCACCUUGCAGAAAUCAGCCUGAACUACAAAGUUUGGAUUUGAACUUCCCUGAAGUUUGAGGGAGAGGUGUCCAGAUCCGGAGUUUUGGUUUAGGACUAUCUCUAAAUGUAAGGUUUGGCUGUGCCUCUUGUGUCACCCCCAGUGGGACUCUCUUCUUGUGAUGCAGUAAUAAAACACUGUUCAAGUAUUGAUAUGUUGCAGCUUACCUUACAUGUGGAUUUUUCAACAAGCCUGGAAGUUCUCUUGUGAGGUCAACACCAGGUCCAUUGCAUUAAAUUGCCUCCAGUUUGGUCAUUCCAAAGUGUGUCUGGCAGGGAACACUCUCUCUACAAAUGGGUCUCUGAGAAAUCACAUUGCUAAGAAUCAGUGUAACUUUUAUUUAAAAACAAACAAAAAAAGUCUUUUUAUGUAUGUAAAUGUAUAUCUUUUUGUGUAUAUUUAUUAGGAUUCCUUGUAUAAAAAGUGCAAUAUUAAUAAUUGUACAUUGUUGUCCAGAUAAAAACUAUUUUGGGGA
Messenger RNA from Caretta caretta (loggerhead turtle), 7298 nucleotides. It is a transcript of the gene ADAMTSL1, whose product is annotated as ADAMTS like 1. The record is from RefSeq and is a predicted model, not a curated record. NCBI's taxonomy places the organism in Eukaryota, Metazoa, Chordata, Testudines, Cheloniidae. Gene Ontology annotation, cellular component: extracellular matrix. Gene Ontology annotation, biological process: extracellular matrix organization.